CUCAAGAGUGAGGUGCUAUCUGCAUUAACACAGCUCUCUUCGCAUUGUGACCAUCAUCAUCAUCAUCAGCAGCAGCAGCAGUCAUGUUCUCUCGCUCAGUCCUGUUGGUUCUGCUGGUUCUCGCCUGCCUUCAGUCCUUCACAAUGGCUCAGAAUAAUGGGCCGAAGAAAUGCUGUUUCAGUUACCAGACACGUCCGAUUCCUAUAAAAUACAUUGCAGGAUAUGAAGAAACAGAGUUUCAGUGCUCAAAACCUGGAGUCAUCUUUACCCUGAAUGACAGCCGUCAGGUGUGUGCAGAUCCCCGUGUGGACUGGGUGAAGAGCAACAUGAACAUCAUUGAUCAGCGACCCAGAGCCUAAAUCCUCUCUCCCUUAAUACCAAUUUUUUGUUUGUUUCUUUACAAUAAGCUCUUUUUAUUUAUUGGUCAGUAAGAAUGACAGUAUUUUUUAUAUUUAAUCUCAUAUUUAAACCUUUGCUUAAAUUAUUCUAACAUAUUUAUUAUUUAUAUUUAUUAUUUUAAAUUCAUGAUUUUUUUUCAAGAAUAUAGACAUAUUAAAUGUAUUUUAUAUUUUCACGUUAAAGAGUAUUUAAAUUGAAUAUUAUUUAUUUAUUUUAGAAUGACAUUUUAUUGUCACAUUUUAAUGAAGACCAUGUUCAUGACACUUUGUCUUUAACUUUAGGUAGAUUUAAAAAAAAUAAAUGAAUACUUUUCAGUAGUCAUUGUAUUUCAGUCGGAUUUCAAUCAAUCUGUAAGAUUAAAGAUGAAUGUGUUAUGAAUGAAGCCAUGGGGGUCACAGUACAGUGACUUCUGUGCCGGUGGCAAGCCCAGAUAAAUAGAGAGGGUUGCAUCAGGAAGGGCAUCUGGUGAAUUGUUAGUAUUCUGAAUUUUAUAUCGAAUAAAUCGAGGCCCAGGUUAACAACGACCGCCAUCAGUGCUAUUGACCUACAGGGCGCAGGUGGAAAUUGGGCUACUAAAAGUAGUGGAGGGAGAAGAGUGCAUAGACAAAGAGAGGAAAGGUAAGAGUGUAGGACUGAGAAUAGGAACUCUGAAUGUUGGUACUAUGACAGGGAAAGGUAGAGAGCUGGCUGAUAUGAUGGAGAGAAGGAAGGUGGAUAUACUGUGUGUACAGGAGACCAGGGGGAAGGGGAGCAAGGCUCGUAGUAUAGGAGCAGGAUUCAAGCUGUUUUAUUAUGGUGUAGAUAGUAAGAGAAAUGGGGUAGGUGUGGUCCUGAAGGAGGAGUUUGUGAGGAAUGUUCUGGAGGUGAUGAGAGUGUCAGACAGGGUGAUGAGUCUGGAGUUAGAGAUUGAAGGGGUGAUGCUGAAUGUUGUUAGUGGUUAUGCCCCACAAGUAGGUUGUGAGUUAGAGGAGAAAGAGAGAUUCUGUUGUAAAUUAGACUAUUCCCACAGUCAGAGGAGGUCAGACAGGAGUCUUUUUGGACAAUGAUGUUUGCAGAUGACAUUGUGAUCUGUAGUGACAGCAGGGAAGUGGAAUGAAAGUCAGUGGUAGUAAGACUGAGUACAUGUGUGUGAAUGAAAGGGAAGGAAGUGCAACAGUAAGAUUACAGGGUGAAGAGGUGAAGAAGGUACAGGAGUUUAAGUACUUGGGGUCAGCAGUACAGGGUAAUGGAGAGUGUGAGAAAGGGGUAAAGAAGCAAGUGCGGGCAGGUCAGGUUUGUUGGAGAAAGAUGUCGAGAGUUCUGUGUGAUAGAAAAAUAUCAGCGAGAAUCAAGGGGAAGGUGUACAAGACAGUGGUGAGACCAGCCAUGCUGUAUGGUUUAGAAACAGUGUCACUGAGGAAGAGAAUGGAGGUAGCAGAGCUGAAGGUGUUGAGGUUCUCUUUGGGAGUGACACGGUUGAACAGGAUUUCCUAAUCGAGUACAUCAGAGGGACAGCUCAUGUUGGACGUUUGGGGGACAAAGUUAGGGAAGCCAGAUUAAGAUGGUUUGGACAUGUUCAGAGGAGGGAGAGUGACUAUACUGGUAGGAGAAUGUUGGACAUGGAGCUGCCAGGCAGGAGGAAAAGAGAAAGGCCAAAGAGGAGGUAUAUGGAUGGAAUAAAUGAGGAGAUGAAGCUAGUGGGUGCAAGUGUUGAGGAUGCAGAAGAUAGGGAUAGGUGGAGAGAAAUGAUUCACUGUGGUGACCCCUGAAGGGCAAAACCGAAAGAAGAUGAAGAAGAAUGAAUGUAUUAUAAAACAUGUUAUUGGUUAAUGCAUAAAUUUUUGCAAAACAUAAUUUCUAGUUUAAAAUAGUAAGAAGAAAUUGCCUUAUACACUAUACAAACAAAACAGCCAAAACAGUCCAUGUUAAAUUUUUGAUUACUGAUUCAUUCCCCAUGUGUUUUCUAUUAUAACAGCUUCUCUUCUCUUCUCUUCUCUUCUCUUCUCUUCUCUUCUCUUCUCUUCGGUCUUUCCACUAGAUCAGUGUUUCCCAAACUUUUUUAACUCACGGCCCACACAACCAAACACGUUUCCGCGGCCCAUUGCAAAAUAUUUA
Hemibagrus wyckioides is the source of this 2493-nucleotide messenger RNA. RefSeq names its product C-C motif chemokine 3-like. Gene Ontology annotation, biological process: positive regulation of GTPase activity; cellular response to tumor necrosis factor; cellular response to type II interferon. Gene Ontology annotation, cellular component: extracellular region. Gene Ontology annotation, molecular function: chemokine activity; CCR chemokine receptor binding. Bases 84 to 359 code for a protein of 91 amino acids. The record is from RefSeq and is a predicted model, not a curated record. The transcript has 3 exons. NCBI's taxonomy places the organism in Eukaryota, Metazoa, Chordata, Actinopteri, Siluriformes, Bagridae.